Messenger RNA from Arabidopsis arenosa, 1068 nucleotides. The record is from the annotation of a GenBank genome assembly. Lineage: Eukaryota; Viridiplantae; Streptophyta; Magnoliopsida; Brassicales; Brassicaceae.
GAACGCUUUGGAAGCUCUGCUUUGCCGGCGAAAACGUGAUCAUCAUGGGUUGUGGUUGCUUCUCGAUGCCUCUCGAGAAUCAGCACGACGAACUCAAGAACGACGGAUUCAGCGACUGGCCUUUCAUAGAGUUCUUCCUCUCCGAUCUCACGAAGGCGACCAAGAACUUUAGUGCCAACGAGAUCAUAUCAGAGAACAGAGAAGAAUCUUCCAAUGUUGUCUACAAAGGUCUUUUAUCAGAGAUUCUUGACUUCGUCGCUAUCAAGAGAUUCAAGAAUUCAGAGUGGUCUGAUCAUGAAGAAUUUGCGGAAGACGCAAAAGCAGUUGGUGAACUAAAGCACAAGAGACUCGUCAAUUUGAUUGGUUAUUGUUGCGAUGAAGAUGAAAGGCUUCUUGUUGCAGAGUUCAUGCCGAAUGAUAAUCUCGCUACGCGUUUAUUCAAUCAAUCAAUUAACAAGUUUUUAGCAUUCUCUGUUUUGAAUCCGAACUUGUUAGCAUUCACAGAGAAAAAUCAAACCAUGGAAUGGUCAAUGCGGUUGCGAGUAGGGUAUUGUAUAGCCGAAGCAUUGGAAUAUUGCAACAGUGCAGGUUUUGCAUCGUAUAAUAACUUAAGUGCUUACUCGGUUCUGUUUGAUAAGGAUGGUGAUCCCUGUCUUUCUAGUUUUGGCUUGAUAAAGGCGAUCAAUUAUGAUCGAAGUCAGAGAACAAGAGGAAUUGUGAACCCUAAAAGUGUGACGUAUAGAUUUGGUACUAUCCUUGUGAAUCUGCUAACUGGAAAGCAAGUUCCUCCAAGCCAUGCUCCUGAGAUGAUAAACGGAAAGUGUGUUACUGAGCUUAUGGAUCCAAAUCUGAAGGGAAAGUUCUCUGCAGAAGAAGCUUUCGUAGUUUACAAACUCGCCUCUCAAUGUUUGCAGUGCGAAAAUAGAAAAAGUCUCAUCACAAAAGAGCUUGUUGCAACACUUAAAGCCUUGCAAACUAAAACACAAGUAAGCAGGCUUUUACUGUAACUGUAAUUACAUUCUUGAUGAUUCCUCGCAUUCGUGUUAUACAUAAAACCGAUCUUUUUGC